AUGACUAAAGGCAUGAUAUGGCAUCAUGUUCCCACCGAUUUAAAUCCUGCCGACAUUUUAUCAAGAGGAGCGACUCCAGACGAACUCUUAACUUCAUCACUUUGGAAAUGUGGACCACCGUUUUUGCUUGGCAAUCGAAAUACUUGGCCUGCAACUUUUUGCCUCCAGCAUGACUUGCCUGAAAGGCGUAAGACUAUUCUUGUUUCAACCGUAAAAAUAACUGAUAUUUCAGUUAAUUGUAAAUUCAUCAACACCUUUUAUAAAUUGCAACGUGUAUUUGGGUAUAUUCACAAAUUCAUUACCAAAGACCGAUCUGCUAUCUUAACAACUAACAACAUACUGCAAGGUACUGUCAUAUUAAUUCGAAUGGUUCAGAAGGUGAAUUUAUGUAAUGAUUAUCACAACUUGGAAUGCAAAAAACCAAUCAGCUGCUCAAGUAAGUUAUUUUCUUUAUCACCUUUUUUAGAUGAUCAUGGCCUGAUUCGCGUUGGUGGUCGAUUAAAAAACUCCAACCUAGACUUUAAUGCACAGCAUCCAAUUAUAUUGCCCAAGCAUCAUCCGCUCACUUCUUCCAUCAUUAAUUAUUUUCAUCGCAAAAUGCUGCAUGCAGGUCCACAGUCUUUGCUUGCUUCAAUGCGUCUUCAGUACUGGCCGAUAGGAGGUAGAAAGCUAGUAUCAAAAGUCAUUAACCAAUGUAUUAUAUGUUUUCGAGCCAAACCAACAACUGCAAAGCAUAUCAUGGGACAAUUACCUAAGGAUCGUGUUCAUCCUACUCGUGCUUUCGUCAUUACUGGCACGGACUUUUGUGGUCCUUUCUAUUACAAGGCCGAAACUCGCAAUAAGUCUCCAAUCAAAUGCUAUGUUUGCUUAUUCAUUUGCUUUGCAACCAAAGCUGUCCACUUAGAAUUAGUCAAAAAUUUAACAACGUCAGCAUUUCUAGCAGCACUACAACGUUUCGUUUCAACUCGUGGCAAACCUAAAAUUAUUUGGUCAGAUAAUGCUAUAAAUUUUUGCGGUGCCAAAAAUCAACUGGCCGAACUUAGAAGACUUUUCUUCUCUCAAAAACAUCGUGAGCAGCUACAACAGCAAUGUCUUAGUGACAGCAUUGAAUGGAAGUUCAUACCUCCUGGUUCGCCACAUUUUGGUGGCCUGUGGGAAGCUGCCAUAAAAACAGCGAAAUGGCACUUCUGCCGAGCAAUUGGUCUAACAAUUUUAGAUUUUGAUGAACUACGCACACUGGUUUGUCAAAUUGCUGCCAUCAUUAACUCGCGUCCGCUCUUCCCACUUUCAGAGUGUCCCGAAGAUCUUGAUGUUCUCACACCUGCCCACUUUCUAAUUGGUGCUCCAUUAACAUCUAUCAUUGAGCCUGACCUAACAAUCUUGAAUUUCAAUCGACUUGAUAAUUGGCAGCGUAUCUCACACAUACAACAAGUUUUUUGGAAACGUUGGAGCACUGAGUAUCUUACAUUGUUACAAGAACGAAUAAAGUGGCGAAGCUCUACUCCUAAUAUGUCUCUCGGUGCAAUAGUGCUUUUAAAGGAUGAUAAUCUUCCACCACUGCGCUGGUUACUAGGUAGAGUUAUUGAAAUUAUACCUGGUCCCGAUGGUGUCGUACGUGUUGUGGUAGUGCGUACAAAAAAUGGGGUUUUCAGACGUGCCGUGACAAAGCUUUGCAUCUUGCCUGUAAAUGAUCCCUCUUGGAACGCGACCGUUCCAAUGGGGGGAGAAUGUUCGUGA
Molecule: messenger RNA, 1737 nt
Organism: Teleopsis dalmanni
Lineage: Eukaryota; Metazoa; Arthropoda; Insecta; Diptera; Diopsidae
Exons: 1
Coding region: 1-1737 (578 amino acids)
Biological process (GO): DNA integration
Molecular function (GO): nucleic acid binding
Source: RefSeq, a predicted model, not a curated record